Plasmodium gallinaceum is the source of this 1596-nucleotide messenger RNA. It is a transcript of the gene CDC20, whose product is annotated as cell division cycle protein 20 homolog, putative. Gene Ontology annotation, cellular component: anaphase-promoting complex. Gene Ontology annotation, molecular function: anaphase-promoting complex binding; protein binding; ubiquitin ligase activator activity. The coding region runs from base 1 to 1596 and encodes 531 amino acids. The transcript has a single exon. NCBI's taxonomy places the organism in Eukaryota, Apicomplexa, Aconoidasida, Haemosporida, Plasmodiidae. Gene Ontology annotation, biological process: anaphase-promoting complex-dependent catabolic process; positive regulation of ubiquitin protein ligase activity; positive regulation of anaphase-promoting complex-dependent catabolic process. The record is from RefSeq and is a predicted model, not a curated record.
AUGGAAAAAUUUUUUUUGAAAAAUUGUUAUGACUAUAAUAAUUUAUCGGAAAAAAUAUUUAAAGGAAUUGAAAAAAAUGAAUUAUAUCUUCCAAAUAAUAAUUUUGGACAAUUUUCCAUAUGGAAUGAAAAAAUGAGAAAUAGCAUUUUUAGUAAUAAUUUAAUGAAUGAAUAUGAAUUCGAUAUAGACCCAAAAGAAUUAUAUUCAAAUUAUAUAUACAAAACUAGAUAUAGUAGGCAAAGUAUCUAUAAUAUAAAAAUUGAUGAAUACACACUAAAAAGAAAAAUAGUAGAAAUAAAUAAAAGAAAUAUUAAUAAAUUCCAUAUAGAAGAUAAAAAAUAUGAAAAUUAUGAUAAUGAAGAUACUUGCUUUGAUAAAAAAAAAAAAGUAAAAAAUAAAAAUAACAAUUUUAUAAAAAAUAAAAUAAUAGAAAAUGUUAAUAAAAAUAAAUAUAAAAAUAUAUUUUUAGAAAAUUCAUUCAAUGACCUAAUUAAGGAAAGUAAAAAUAAUAUAUCUAUAGAUCCUUUUGCUUCUUAUUUUUCUUAUCCUUCAUAUAUCCUCAAUUCUUACAAAAAAGAGAAAAGGAAAAUAUCUAAAGAGCCAUAUUUCAUUUUGAGUGCACCAAAACUAGUUGAUGAUUUUUAUUUAAAUUUAUUAGAUUGGUCCAAAAAAAAUAUCAUAGCAGUUGGCUUAGAUGAUAAAUUAUGUUUAUGGAAUAAUAAUGCAUGUAAAAGUGAAGAAUUAUUUGUCUUAAAUCAAAUACAAAAAAAAAAAAAAAAUGAAAAAAAAAAAAUUGAAACAAGAAAAUCAAUAACAUCUUUAAAAUGGAAUAUUUUUGGCAAUUAUUUGGCUGUUGGGUUAUCAAAUGGUGUUGUAGAAAUAUGGGAAAUUGAAAGAGGAGUAAAAAUAAGAAAAUACAAAAAUCAUAAAUUAAGAGUUGGUGCAUUAUGUUGGAAUUACAACACAUUAACAUCAGGUGGUAGAGAUAAUAAUAUUUUUAGUUGUGAUUUAAGAAGUAAAGAAAGUAAUUAUGUGCAAUUAACAAAACAUAAAUCUGAAGUAUGUGGUUUAGAAUGGAAUUAUGAUGGAAAACAACUAGCUUCAGGAAGCAAUGAUAAUUCUAUAUAUAUAUGGGAAAAUAAUACAAAUAAUUAUGUUUUCCAUUUUACAAAACAUAAAGCUGCAGUUAAAGCUAUUUCAUGGUGUCCCCAUAAAAAUAAUUUACUCAUUAGUGGUGGUGGUUCAGCUGAUAAAAAGAUAUUUUUUUGGAAUACUACGAAUGGUAAAUGUAUAAAUGAAAUAGAUACCAAUUCUCAAGUUUCAAAUAUUUUAUGGUCUACAAAUACUCAAGAAUUUAUAUCAACUCAUAGUUAUUCACUUAAUCAAAUUAUAAUAUGGAAUUAUCCUCAAUUACAAAAAGUUUCUAUAUUAACAGGUCAUAAUUUAAGAGUACUAUAUUUAUCAUUAAGUGCAGAUGGAACAUCAAUCGCUUCUGGUUCUCCAGAUGAAACAAUCAGAUUUUGGAAUGUUUUCCCAAAAAAUAAUAAUUUUUCUCUUAUUCCUUCUUUUUCAGAUUGUUAUGAAACUAUUAGAUAA